AUGCAUCCAUGGAGUGAAUUCGUUCUCACUGUGGCAUUGGCUGGCGGAGUGGCGUGUGCCACAGGUUUGAAUUGUCCGGCCACGUGCACAGCGACAGUUGACGGCUCAUCUUGGCCAUGCAGAUACCAUAGUAACGAGUGCAAAGUGAAUGCUACCCUGAAUCCUUCACGAAUUGAUGUGGUCGAUCUCAAUGUGGCAGUCAUCAACCCAUACUCGGGAGGACUGGGGGAACUUAUGACUAUGGUUGAGCCUUCUGUUGCCCAGGCCAUCCAGGAUAUUGAAAAUAGCGCCUUUUUGCCUGGCUAUAGACUUAACGCAUACGUCUCAGAUUCCAAGUGCACAGCUCCUGAUGCAAUUUCAGCAUCUCUGGUUGCUAUGACCACGGCUCCGAAGAAGCAUGUGGUAUUGAGCGAUUCCUGCAGUGCAGCUUGCGAAGCCGUCAAUGACGCCAUUCGACAGUUUAAUGUGCUGCAGGUAGGUCCCGGCUGUGUGUCGGUGAGCUUGAGCGACCGAGAUCGCUAUCCAUAUUUCACACGGAUGGCACCUUCCUUGCGAUUCAACGUGAUUACUCUCUAUGAGCUCUUCAAGUUUCUGGGUGUCCAUCGAGUCGGCAUCAUCUAUGGAUACAGGAACAUCAACAAUCUAGUGAAAGACUUGUUCCUGGAGAUGAUGGCAGUGGACAAUGCUGCUGGAACCUACUCAUGGACUCCCCUGUAUACACAGCGUGUUGAGUCUAUUGAAGAUGCAGAAUCCGCAGCGCAGAUGGCGCGCAGCAAAGAUGCAAGGAUAAACUUCAUGGCCCUGUAUGAGCUGGAAGGUUCCAUGGUACUGUGUCAAGCCUACAAGAAGAAUAUGCUCACUCCAGAAUUCAAUUGGUUUGUUGCGACAGGAUGGUGGAAUGAAAAUUUCAUUUUGCUAGCGGCAAACACUGCAGAGAGCCCAUGUACUGAGAGCGAACUACAUCGAGCAUCCUUUGGUCUAAUUGGAGUUGACCGUGGACCAAUGCUCAACACAAAUGUGGUGCACUCGCUGUCGGGAAGAACACUAUCUGACCUGUACCACGACUACACCGUGGGUUGUGAGGGCUUCGGAAAUGGAAAGGGUGUUUGCAGUCACCAGUGGGCUGGUUAUUUUUACGAUGGUAUGUGGCUCAUCGCGCAAGUCUUGCACAACUAUUUGAUCGACCAGAACAGGUCUUUUGAUUCCUUGGGUUCCAGCUUCUCCUUGGACGCGCUCUACGAGCUGGCAUUGCACGUGGAUUUCCAGGGGCAAACGGGGCGCGUGCGUUUAUUCAACUCCGUGGAGCCCAAGACGAGUCCUCCGUCCCACGGAGAUCGCGAUGGCAUUGUGCUGCUGCGCCAGGUGACAGGUGCGCCAGCAGAGGCCUUUGUCCAGUUGGCCUUCCGGACUGAGGACGAAGAUGGACGAACGAUCAGACGCGAACGGAGCUCCGACACCAAGGAGAUGACUCCUUGCAGCGGUGCCACCUGCGACUUCGGCACAUAUCGGCCAAAGGACCGGAGCAGUUCAUGCCCAGCAGGUGAAGUUUGGUCCAUGGAGGUCGAAUGCUCCGUUUGUCUUCCGGGCACCUUUGCCCCUCUCGAGAAAUCUUCAAGCUGCCUACAGUGCGCUGAAGGCCAGGAGACUUUAGUUCUGUGCUGUUUGGUUCUUUGCAACAAGCAAAACGGGUGCGAAGGGAUUUUGUUGACUGGUUCUGGUUGGCCUGGAGUAGGCAGCUAUGCUGACCAGAUGCAAGCCACAGAGUGCCGCAAAUGUCCCAGAGGCACUUAUGCGCCAACGUGUUCUGGAUUAAGGCUGUUCUUUUCGGUGAUUGGUUUUAGAUUCAACAUGACACUGCCAUGGAACCGACUCUUUGUUUGUGGAGGCCAUCGCUAG
Durusdinium trenchii is the source of this 1896-nucleotide messenger RNA. The record is from the annotation of a GenBank genome assembly. NCBI's taxonomy places the organism in Eukaryota, Dinophyceae, Suessiales, Symbiodiniaceae.